This is a messenger RNA of Folsomia candida, 559 nucleotides long. RefSeq lists its product as uncharacterized. The record is from RefSeq and is a predicted model, not a curated record. Bases 94 to 543 code for a protein of 149 amino acids. The transcript is spliced from 2 exons. NCBI's taxonomy places the organism in Eukaryota, Metazoa, Arthropoda, Collembola, Entomobryomorpha, Isotomidae.
GAAUUCAAGCUUUAAUUCCUCAGUUGAAUUUUCAUCAGACCACUCGACACCACAUGUUCCAUCCUGCACCAAGUACAUACUUUGGGACUAACCAUGAUUUUGAAAUUAGUAACUAUUUGGACACUACUUUGUGCACUGACAGACACAAGUUUAUCUUUAUCACUAAUACCCGCAAGCACGGAAACCACUGAAUUUUUCUCAGACGCUACCGUGACACCUGUCACGCUACAAGAAGAUGACUCCUUCACUACAGAAAUGAACCCUUUACCGGAUAAACGCAUUAAUAAUGGUGCAAUGGAUUCCGUCCCAAAAGUUGAAUCAAGAAUUGUUGCUGGUGGUGAACAAAGCGAUGAUGAACGUGCGCGAAUAAGAGAACGCAUCGAGAAACGGAGGUUGGAGGCUGAAAGUAGGGAAAGACAGCAAGCACUUUCGGAUUCUAUUAAGAAAUAUACAUUUUAUCCACCUACAAUUCACAAUUCGGGCGGAUUUGGUGCCAGUUAUCAUAGCAAUCAACGUUUCUAUGGUCGCAGGCGGGGACGCUAAUUUUAAUUAAUAAAUA